This is a messenger RNA of Coprinopsis cinerea okayama7#130, 1428 nucleotides long. RefSeq lists its product as hypothetical. The record is from RefSeq and is a predicted model, not a curated record. The coding region runs from base 1 to 1428 and encodes 475 amino acids. The transcript is spliced from 3 exons. NCBI's taxonomy places the organism in Eukaryota, Fungi, Basidiomycota, Agaricomycetes, Agaricales, Psathyrellaceae.
AUGUCUUCUGUUGACGGUCCUCAAAGCUCAGAUAACUUCGCCUUUCUCCCCCUCACUUUGUGGGAUAACCUAUCGCAUCAAGGCUUGACGAAAGCCUGGUUGGUCGAGGGUAUUCUCGACCCUAAAAAGAUCGAGGAAGCCUUGGACAGAGUUGUCGCAAAAUGGCCUGUACUGGCAGGUCGAGUUGAGGUUACUGGGAAAAAGAGAUACCAAAUGAAAAUCCCACUCGGAACCCUCCCUCCUGACUACAAAGCCUACAUCGUGACCUCGACCACCUCGGACGUGCCACUAUCCCACUACGUCAAGGUUCCGCUUGCUCCCGUCACCAAGUUCCCUCCUGCCGACCUGUUUGUAACCAAAGAACGCGCACAGAUGAACACUCUCGACGCCUACGCUGCACAGUCGGCACCCUUCACUCACUGGCAUCUGACCCACUUCAAACAACCUGGGGAGGAGUUUACUUGCUUGGGUGUCAACUACUCCCAUGGAAUUCUCGACGGAGUUGGCUUUGGGAUGGUUAUGCAUGCGUUCCAAGCAGAGCUUUCGGGAACCGAGUGGGACGCUCCCCCUCUUCCUUCACCGGGGCUGAACGAGAACGUGUUUGGGACGGUGAUGGAGAGGGAGUACCAGAAGUUUAAGCAACAAUCGACGCGAGAACCCUACCCGAAUUGGCGCGUCGCGGGCUUUGGUGGGCUGCUCGUGUUCUUGGCCAAGAGUUUCUGGCAUAAUUGGAGAUACGGGGUUGGCGAUUACAACUUUGUCAUUCCAUUCUCGGUGCACACUAAACUCGUGAAGGAGGCCAGGAGGGCGUUGGAGGAGGAAGGAGUUACUGAUAUUCGACCGUCAGGAGGCGAUAUCAUGACCUCCUGGCUGAUGCAGGCGACUUUCAUGGAUGGCGGUGAUUCCAGACGCCUGAUUGGUCUCCAAAAUGUCGGUUCACUCCGCGACGAGUGGGACCGUCAGUUCAAACAAUAUCCUCACAACUGUUGCACAACUCUUCGGUGUCCCCCAAUCUCCGUCCACGACCUCACAACCCUCCCUGUGCAUCAAAUCGCGUACAAGGUGGCCCAUGCCCGCGUUCAUGGAAAUCGAAUCGCCGACGCUGUAGCGCAGUACGACCUUCUACAUGAAGCAGACCGAACGUCAGGUUUCCCGUUACCAGUCCACGGGGCAGCAGAUGACCACUUUAUCAUGUCGAAUGUCUCCGUCGCUCGUAUCUCUGAACUCAACUUCAGAGGAGCGGGAGGAGGGCCCGUUCUUUGCCACUACAAGUACUUCCCGGAGUCUCCGUUCACGCUGACCAAUAUGUUUGGUAACAACGGGAGGUUGGAGAACGGUGAUCUGAUUGUGAACGCGACUAUCGACAAUCCCAGAGCGUCCCGAUUGGAGUCCGAGCUUCAGAAGCUCAUAGAGCGCUUCAAGGAGUGA